Messenger RNA from Bactrocera neohumeralis, 964 nucleotides. RefSeq names its product putative nuclease HARBI1. Bases 1 to 768 code for a protein of 255 amino acids. The record is from RefSeq and is a predicted model, not a curated record. NCBI's taxonomy places the organism in Eukaryota, Metazoa, Arthropoda, Insecta, Diptera, Tephritidae. The transcript is spliced from 3 exons.
AUGUGUGCACAAAUAUUUAAUUCUUAUGAAUGUGUCUCAGCUAUGAGUUUAUUGGUAAUAACGCUCGCCAUACGGCAUGUCAGAAGGUUGUGUGUAGCGCUGCAUUACUAUGCUACAGGAUCAUUUCUUAGGGACGUAGGUCAGGAUUUUGUUUGCCCUAUAAGUAAGACCAUGGUAAGCCGCAUAGUGCAUCAAAUUGCAGAGAUUUUGCAAAAUCAUAUGGCGCAACGUUACAUCAUUUUUCCAACUAACUUAGAGCAACAGAAUAUUGCGAAGCAACGGUUCUUCACUGCUACUGGAUUUCCUGGCAUCUUAGGAGCGAUUGACUGCACUCACGUCAAAAUUAAGAAGCCACCACUUGCAGUAGAACACUUCUACAUUAAUCGAAAAGGAUAUUUUUCCAAAAAUGUGCAAUUAGUGUGCGACUUUGAUUUAAAUAUCCUGGCGUGCUUUGCAAGAUAUGGGGGAAGUGGGCACGACGCCUACAUAUGGGAAAGCAGUACACUAAAGUCCCAUAUGCUGAAUGAGUACACUGCGAAUGGGUCCACAGGAUGGUUGCUUGGAGAAUCUGGAUAUCCGUUGCAGCCGUGGCUAAUGACUCCAUUCAGAAAUGUAGAGAGUAUUAGCCAGCAAAGAUACAACGAUUCUCACGUACGAGCUCGAAAUUGUGUAGAACGCCUUAAUGGAGUUUUAAAAAAAAUUAUUUGGGUGCCUUUCCUAAGACCGUGGCCUAAUGGUGAACCCCUCAUUUGCAGGAUCAAUAAUUAAUGCAUGCUGUACGCUACGUAAUAUUCGAAAGAGAUAUAAUUUUCCGCUUCCUGAAGUUGAUCCACUUGAAAUUUCUCCGCAUGGAGACAAUGGUGCAUUACUUAACAUUUUAAAUGAAGGAAGAGCUAUACGAAAUACUAUUUUAAGAAACCACUUUUGUAGUUAAUUCACAUACAGUGGUGUUCAGAAAAAUAUG